This is a messenger RNA of Branchiostoma belcheri (Belcher's lancelet), 2349 nucleotides long. RefSeq names its product kelch-like protein 10. The transcript has 13 exons. The record is from RefSeq and is a predicted model, not a curated record. Gene Ontology annotation, molecular function: protein binding. NCBI's taxonomy places the organism in Eukaryota, Metazoa, Chordata, Leptocardii, Amphioxiformes, Branchiostomatidae. The coding region runs from base 201 to 2096 and encodes 631 amino acids.
GUCCGGUCAAGGUCAUCAGAGGUCAAUCGGCCUAAACCCUAACAAACCGUCAUUUGCACUUCUAGAACGUUGGUUUUUGUGGGAAGAAUCGUCAUGGAGUGUUUUGGGGACAACAAAAUAUCGCGCUGGCUGUCAUCUAGUCAUUGAAAUCCUACAGAAUCGAAGUUUUAGACCCAAAUAAGGACAUCUGUAGCGUAAAUAUGAUGGAGCUACCAGGGAACGGUAUGGAGUGGGAGUAUUCAGAUGACGAGGGGGAGGAAAUGGAGCAAGAUGCGCCCGUGGAGAAAAAGGUGAGUGUCCACGCCUGUAACACAUGGAACGAGCUGAGAAAAAACGGGCAGCUGUGCGACGUGAGGCUGCGGGUGGAGGGAGUGGAGUUCCCCGCACACAGGACCAUCCUGGCCGGCUGCAGUCAGUACUUCAGAGCUUUGUUCACCAACGGCUGUACAGAAUCAGCCAUGUCAGUCAUCGACAUUCCAGGAAUCUCCGCUGAGAUGCUGGAGUUGAUUCUGGAGUACGCCUACACACGUGACGUGCACGUGAACGAGGCUAACGUGCAGGAGCUCCUCCCAGCGGCCGACCAGUUCAACAUCAACGGCAUCGUCAAGGAGUGCUGCAAGUUCCUCAGACGACAUUUGAGCCCUGAGAACGUGAUCGGGAUACGAGAGUUCUCCAAGAGCUACUUCUGCCCUGGGCUCGAGAAGGCCUGCUACGAUUUCAUCAUCACAAAGUUCCCGGAUGUCAUGGCCGGUGCCCCAAAUGAAGAACUGCAACUUCUUUCCGUGGACGACUUUGAGAACAUCUUAGCGGACGACUAUUUGAACGCCAAAGACGAGGAGUUUGUGUUCGAGGGUCUGGUUCACUGGGUCAACUCCGACUUCCCUGCACGGGUAGAGUACGUGCCCAGAUUGUUCCAGAAGGUCCGUGUGGGCCUGCUGAAUCCGGACUACUUCAUGAGCAAAGUGAAGACACAUGACCUCAUCAAGGAUAACGACGCCUGCAAACCCAGGAUCGUGGACGCCGUCAAGUUCUUCUACGACUUGGAGCUCAGUAACCAGUCACUCAAUGACUUCAGCCACCCGCUGGCCAUCCCGAGGAUACCGUACGAAGUGCUGUUCGCCGUCGGGGGUUGGAGCGACCGCAGCCCGACGCCUGUGGUGGAGACGUACGAUACCCGUGCCGACCGCUGGGUGGACGUGGAACCGAGAGACAGCCACCCCAGAGCGUACCACGGCAUCGCCUGUCUGAACCAGAAGCUAUACGUGAUCGGCGGGUUCGACAGUGUGGAAUAUUUCAACUCCGUGCGGUGCUUCGACCCGGCGAAGCUGUGCUGGUCGGAGGUGGCCCCCAUGAACUGCCGCCGCUGUUACGUCAGCGUUACGGUACAGGGCGGACACAUCUUCGCCAUGGGCGGGUUCGACGGACAGGUGCGCACGAACGCAGCAGAACGCUACAAUCCCAACAACAACCAGUGGAGUCUGAUCAGGCACAUGACGGCACAGCGCAGUGACGCCAGCGCAACGGCAUUGGCAGGGAGAGUGUACAUCUGUGGCGGGUUUAACGGCCAGGAGUGCCUACAGAGCGCGGAGUACUACGACUCCGCCGUGAACGAGUGGAUCUCCAUCGCCAACAUGCGCAGCCGGCGCAGCGGCAUCGGAGUCAUCGCCUACCGGCACUACGUGUACGCCGUGGGGGGCUUCAACGGCGCCAACAGACUCAACACGGCAGAAAGGUAUGACCCGGGUUCUAACCAGUGGACGAUGAUCCCCAACAUGUACAACCCGCGGUCUAACUUCGGGAUAGAGGUGAUAGACGACAUGCUGUUCGUGGUGGGCGGGUUUAACGGCUACACUACCAUCUGUCACGUGGAGUGUUACGACGAGAGGACCAACGAAUGGUACGACGCUACUGACAUGAGUUUGUACCGGAGUGCCCUGAGCUGUGGGGUGAUGAGAGGUCUGCCCAACAGGGAGUACUUCUCCAUCAAGAAAUUCAGCAAGUCACCGCCAGAGGCAAAGAAAAAGGCAGAGAAGGCACACGUGCCUACCAGGACACAGUCUGUCACUACACACGAAGCUAUGGCGACAGACGACUGAGAGAGGGCCAGAAAAAAAUCACAAAUGUAUCUGUAAAACUGGACUGUGUAAGACGAAAUAUACAUGUGUAUGGUGUCUAGUAACAACAUACGAAGCCAUGGCAAAAGACGGCUGAAAGAAAAACAAACAAACACAAAUUCAUCUGUAACCCUGGACUGUGUAUGAUAAAAUAAACAUGUGUAUACAGUAUGGUAUGUAGUAACAACACACGAAGCCAUGGCAACAGACGACUGAGAGAAAACAACAAACAAAC